CAAAAGCCCUGCUCAUUGUUUUCAACCCCUUCGUCUUUCUUUGCCAUCAAGAGAUAAAACCCUACACCCUAACCCUAGCCAUGGAUACUUCCUUAAUCCGAGGAGCUCUCAUCCAUGGCAGAACAUCUCUCCCUAUCUCCUUCACUUCAUCAUCACCUUCCCAUCUCCGUUUCUCCACCCAACCACCUUCAAUUUCCCAAACCAGGGCUAGGGUUAUAAGCGUUAGGGUUUCUUCGAGUUCCAGUCCUAACUGUGACAAAAACCUCAUAAUCCGAAGAAUUAAGAGCACUGCCUCAACGGCGAUUCUAGCAACUGCAGUGGCCGCAUUGAUGGUCGGAAAGUUCUCUCAGUUUCCGGCCAGGGCUGAACCCCCGGCGACGUUCACGGAGGAAAAACCUGUGUUGGAAGAAGAGCUGGGACAAGAGCAGGAGCAGGAGAAAUCCCAGGAAUCUCCGCUGUCUCAGUUUCUAGAAUCGCAUUCUGACGCCAUUGACGCCUUGAAAUCUCUCUUGCAACGGAAGCUGGAAGAUGGAGAGGAUGAGGAAGCUUUGAAGAUAUUGGAACGCUUGGUUUCUGCUCAACCAUCGGAGGUUGAAUGGAAAUUUCUCGUGGCGAGAUUAUUGAAUGAAAUGGGGAAAGUUGAUGAAGCUCGGCAGGUUUUUGAAGCUAUUUUGGCUGUGAAUCCUCUCUCUUUCGAAGCUCUAUUCGAGAAUGCCUUGCUUAUGGACCGCUGUGGAGAAGGUGAAGCAGUGCUUAACCGGCUUCAAGAAGCCCUGAAACUUGCAGAGGAGGAAAACAAGGUGAAAGAAGCUCGCGACGUAAGGUUGAUAAUGGCACAGAUUCAGUAUCUUCAGAAGAAUGUGGAUGAGGCAUUGAGGAGUUAUCAGGAAUUGGCCAAGGAGGACCCCAAGGAUUUCAGGCCUUACUUUUGCCAAGGGGUGAUUUAUAGCUUGCUUGAUCGGAACAAGGAGGCGAGAGAGCAGUUUAAGAAAUACCACGAACUUUGUCCCAAGAAAUUCGAGGUGGAGGGGUUCUUGCAGACUCCAUUGUCGAGGAUGAAGCUGUUUGGGACAGACUCAGAUAAUUGAACAUCGUGGAUUUUUUGUUGCUGAGGAUUCGAUAAUAAGUGGGGAGAGAAGUUAUAUUUCUCCAGAAGGCAGAGUUGAGAUUUUGUCUGGUAAAGUUCUGCUUGUUUUAAAAUUUUCAGUAGGUACUUACUUUUUGGUUCUGUAGGUUAAAGCAAGGCUGUCGAAUCUCCAUUGCAGCUUCAUAGGAAAUAAUUACAGAGAAAGGAAAAAUUUGUCUUGUGCUUCUAUAGGUAAAUAUAGCAUAAUCUGUGGCAGUUUCUGCCUGUUCAAACUAAUAGUGAAAACUUCAAAAAAUAAUGAACCAUAACAAGGGUACAGAGGCAUUGAAUUUCUACAUUGUAAGACAUCUUUAUGGACCCUGUCUUUCCCUGGGUAUCUGCCAGAUCAAUUUGCAGAUUUUUUUUUGAUCAGUAGAUCAAUUUGCAGAUAUUGACAGGAGAGGAUGAUAUGUUAACAUAGGUGCCUAAAAUCUGAUCUAUUUGGUGGUUAUGGAAAGCUUUCUGGUUUCAAAAUUUACCCCAUCAGCCCAUGUUAAAGCUUGGUAGUGUUUGUUGCCCACUUAGUUAUAUUAUCUUCUGCCAAAUGAAGACAAUGAUGCGAGUCAUUUUCUCCAAAUUGUUUGUUUCAGGAUCUUUUAUUAGCUCCAAGAAUAUAAACAAGAUUCUCUCACUUCA
This is a messenger RNA of Nelumbo nucifera (sacred lotus), 1762 nucleotides long. RefSeq names its product Protein prenylyltransferase superfamily protein. Lineage: Eukaryota; Viridiplantae; Streptophyta; Magnoliopsida; Proteales; Nelumbonaceae. The record is from RefSeq and is a predicted model, not a curated record. Gene Ontology annotation, molecular function: protein binding.